GGUUGUAUGUUGACAACUACAAGUAGGGUUAGGUUUUUCAAAUAAUUUUAAAUUUAAGGAUAAAGAAUUUUUCUAAUGAUUAGGAAAGAAAUAAUUUAUUGAAAAUCAGGUAACAGCAACUAGAAUAUGUUUGCUAGAAUAACUUUAAAUGCUAUAAGGAAUAAGCCGAAGAUAAGAUCAUGGGGUAUAUUAGAUCAACACUUUUGUCGCAGAGAUAAGAGCGAUAAACAUAGCUCCAUAGUGAAAGCGGCUGAUUCAGGUUCAGAAAUUGGGGUUGAUGUGAAGCCUUUAGGUGAAAAAGUUAGAGAAACCACUAAGACUGCUUCGUACAUGGGAGUUAUUUUGUUGGGUGUAGCUGUAACUGGUUCUUUAUUUUAUGCUGUCUUUAGCGAGUUAUUUUCAAGUAAAAGUCCGAACAAUGUAUAUACAAAUGCAGUGAAGAAAUGUUUGUCAGACACAAGAGUAGAAGAUAAGUUAGGGUAUCCAAUUGCUGCUUAUGGUGAAGAAACAAGAAGAGGGAGACGUCAGCAUCCUACACAUGUUGUAUAUAAACGUAAUGGAAAACAGUGUAUUCGAAUGAAGUUCUAUUUGAAGGGAUCAGCUCACAAAGGAACUGUCCAAUUGGAAAUGGUAGAAGAUGAUUCUGGAAAGUAUGAAUAUCGAUACCUUUUUGUUCAAGUAGAAGACCUCUUUCAGACAACUAUUAUCCUUGAGGAUAAUCGCAAUAAGCACGAACACAUUUCAAAGGAAGGCCUCACUUUGAAUUUCAAUGAAUUGAUUAAAUGAGGAAGAGAUUCAAACUAGUAAAAUGUUAUUUUUCAGUCUAUUUUAUUCGGUUUCUUUUCAUAAUACAAAACUAGACGAUUUUCAAAGAUAUAAUUCAUGAUUUUUUUGGCUAUGCAUUGGAUUACUAUAUAUAUUAC
Messenger RNA from Coccinella septempunctata (seven-spotted ladybird), 923 nucleotides. RefSeq names its product mitochondrial import inner membrane translocase subunit Tim21. Gene Ontology annotation, biological process: protein import into mitochondrial matrix. The record is from RefSeq and is a predicted model, not a curated record. NCBI's taxonomy places the organism in Eukaryota, Metazoa, Arthropoda, Insecta, Coleoptera, Coccinellidae. Gene Ontology annotation, cellular component: TIM23 mitochondrial import inner membrane translocase complex. The coding region runs from base 127 to 786 and encodes 219 amino acids. The transcript has 2 exons.